This is a messenger RNA of Neogale vison (American mink), 828 nucleotides long. RefSeq names its product POP7 homolog, ribonuclease P/MRP subunit (gene POP7). Gene Ontology annotation, molecular function: nucleic acid binding. Gene Ontology annotation, biological process: tRNA 5'-leader removal. NCBI's taxonomy places the organism in Eukaryota, Metazoa, Chordata, Mammalia, Carnivora, Mustelidae. Bases 196 to 618 code for a protein of 140 amino acids. The record is from RefSeq and is a predicted model, not a curated record. Gene Ontology annotation, cellular component: ribonuclease MRP complex; nucleolar ribonuclease P complex; nucleus. The transcript is spliced from 2 exons.
UCCGGAGCCCGGAGCCGUCCCGGCGCCCGCGAUCUCGCGAUCCUGCUGAGCGCCGCCGUUUCUUCUCUUCCUGGGUCGUGUGUGUCCGACGCUGCGCGCUCUGUCCGUGCGGGUGGGCGCCGCACUUGAGUGGCUCGGCCGGGAGCGGGCCGCGUGCUCGGGGAGAGCACCGUGGACUGGAGAGUGGCGCACAGCAUGGCGGAAAACCGAGAGCCCCGCGGGACCGUCGAGGCUGAGCUGGACCCGGUGGAGUAUACCCUUCGGAAGCGGCUCCCCCACCGCCUGCCCCGGAGGCCCAAUGACAUUUAUGUCAACAUGAAGACUGACUUUAAGGCCCAGCUGGCCCGCUGCCAGAAGCUGCUGGACGGAGGGGCUCGGGGUCAGAACUCGUGCAGUGAGAUCUACAUUCAUGGCCUGGGCCUGGCCAUCAACCGUGCCAUCAACAUUGCCUUACAGCUGCAGGCGGGCAGUUUCGGGUCCUUGCAGGUGGCUGCCAAUACCUCCACCGUGGAGCUGGUCGAUGAGCUGGAACCAGAGACUGAUGCCCGAGAGCCUCUGACCCGCAUCCGCAACAACUCGGCCAUCCACAUCCGGGUCUUCAGGGUUGCCCCCAAGUAAUGGAAAUGAGGAUGGCCACCUUACCCGCCCACCCCCACAUAACUAGGCUCAGAUAUGGCUCUUCUUGUACAGAGGACUCUGAAUUGAGAGGGAGAGUAUUGUCUCUUGUUGGGCCCAAGCAGUGGGUCUUCCCAGUCUUUGUGGUCUGUAACCAUCGUCCUAGGCAAUAAAAACUACCAAUUUUGUUAGCAUGCAGCCACCCCACUGCCA